Messenger RNA from Daphnia pulicaria, 1028 nucleotides. Its product is annotated as high mobility group nucleosome-binding domain-containing protein 5-like. The coding region runs from base 82 to 906 and encodes 274 amino acids. The transcript has 3 exons. The record is from RefSeq and is a predicted model, not a curated record. Lineage: Eukaryota; Metazoa; Arthropoda; Branchiopoda; Diplostraca; Daphniidae.
CAACUACUUGUGCACUUCAAUCAUCAAGACGGAUACUGAACACUGGGCGCAAUUUCCACUAAUCCUCUAACAAUCAACAAAAUGUCUGCGUUUAAGAUCGCACUGAUCGCUUUAGCAACUUUGGCAAUCGUAGCUUACGCCGAGAAUCCUACCGCAAAGAAUGACUUGGAGCUCUCCGAGACAAAAGGAAGACGCUACCAGUACGCAAACUACGGCCAUGGAUACGAUCACGCCAAUACCUACGGACAAGUUCUACAAAAGCCAAAACACCACCACAACAACCACGGAUAUAACACUUAUAAUAACCACAAUAGCGGACACGGAUACGUUCAACAUCAACCCGUUCAACAUCACCCCGUUCAAUAUCACCCCGUUGUCCACCAACCAGUCCUCCCUCGCCCUGCUGUACAGAGUUACGGUUACCAAAACCCAUACGUCUACCAGCAAAAAGAACACAACUCGGAGGAAGUGAAGGAAUACGAGAAACCGCCCGUGUACAAAGGCUACAAGAAAGGUCAAGACUCUGAAGAAGUAAAGGAAUACGAAGCAAAAGGCGAAAAAUCCAAGGCGUCUAAAGGCUACAAGAAAGGUCAGGACUCUGAAGAGGUGAAGGAAUACGAACCAAAAGGCGAAAAAUCCAAGGCUCCUAAAGGCUACAAGAAAGGUCAAGACUCUGAAGAGGCGAAGGAAUACGAACCAAAAGGCGAAAAAUCCAAGGCGUCUAAAGGCUACAAAAAGGGAGACGAUUCCGAGGAAGAAAAGGACGACGAGCCAAAGGGAUACAAAAAACCGAAAUCGAGCAAAGGUGACAACAAGAAAAAGGAAAAGAAAUACCAGAGCAACGAAACCAGCUACAAGGACGAAGAAUACGGCAAUUACAAUGGAUACGUCAGCCACUCUGGAUAAGAUCUAAGGAACACGGAAAAUUAAAUUUAUGCAUAAUUCUAUUAACUCAUGAACACUAUAACGUGUUUUUAUAGUAUUUGAUGAGAUUAACUUAAUAAAUAUAAAGACAUUUACUUCAAAAA